AUGAGCUUGCCAGGAGCCCUGAAGACCGGUCUCUUCGAUAAUGUUUGGGUUCAGUUCUAUAACAACCCUCCUUGCCAGUAUACCUCUGGGAAUGUUGGCAAUCUUGAAGAUGCGUGGAAGCAGUGGACCUCCGAUAUUCCUGCUAAGAAGAUUCUUCUAGGACUACCGGCUGCUCCCGAAGCAGCUGGAAGCGGGUUCAUUCCUGCAGCUGAUCUCAUCUCCAAGGUGCUUCCGGCCAUUAAAGGUUCUCCCAAGUAUGGAGGGGUAAUGCUGUGGUCCAAGUACUACGAUGAUCAGUCUGGUUACAGUUCUUCGAUCAAAACCCAUGUCUGA
This is a messenger RNA of Diospyros lotus (date-plum), 333 nucleotides long. Its product is annotated as hevamine-A-like. Gene Ontology annotation, biological process: carbohydrate metabolic process. Gene Ontology annotation, molecular function: chitinase activity. The coding region runs from base 1 to 333 and encodes 110 amino acids. The transcript is spliced from 2 exons. Gene Ontology annotation, cellular component: extracellular region. NCBI's taxonomy places the organism in Eukaryota, Viridiplantae, Streptophyta, Magnoliopsida, Ericales, Ebenaceae. The record is from RefSeq and is a predicted model, not a curated record.